Molecule: messenger RNA, 2467 nt
Organism: Camellia sinensis
Lineage: Eukaryota; Viridiplantae; Streptophyta; Magnoliopsida; Ericales; Theaceae
Product: mechanosensitive ion channel protein 10
Biological process (GO): transmembrane transport; monoatomic anion transport; detection of mechanical stimulus
Cellular component (GO): plasma membrane
Molecular function (GO): mechanosensitive monoatomic ion channel activity
Source: RefSeq, a predicted model, not a curated record
UCCUUGCAAGGACACCCCUCUCACAAAACCAGACCAAACCCAAAAAAACACUUCAGCAACCAGAGAGAGAAAGGGAGAUGGAAAAAUCAAUUUCCGAUCACGUAAUUCUUUUCAUGGAGGACCAACAACACAACAUCAAAAACCAUGAACCACCACAACCCAUAAACCCAACUUCCAUUACCGAACCCAAAACCACAGCAACCCCACAAUUCACAUCAAGAACACAAACUCUCCGCAGACUCAGCUUUUCCAAACCCAAAGCUCGCAACGUCGAGUUCAACCUCCCUCCACCCACUCGCAAAACUACCACCACCACCACCAUCCCCGAAUACUCCGAUGAGCUCGAACCACUUAACCCAACAAACUACUCAACCGAUGACAGUGACGACGACGAAGAAGAAGAGUUUGAAGAGGGUGAAGAUGAAAUGGGAAGAGAAAAGCUCAGAAAGAAGAAAAAGAAGAAGGUGCACUGGAAAACUAUGGUGGAGUGGGCUUUGUUCAUCAUCAUAUUGACUUGUUUGGUUUGUUCUUUGACAAUUGAGUCUGUGAAGACUCAUAUGACUUGGGGUGUUGAGGUUUGGAGAUGGUGCUUGAUGGUUAUGGUGAUUUUCAGUGGAAGACUUGUUUCUGGUUGGGUUAUGGGUUUUGUUGUUUUCCUCAUUGAAAGGAACUUUAUGCUGAGGGAAAAAGUGUUGUAUUUUGUUUAUGGGUUGAGGAAGAGCUUUCAGAACUGUGUUUGGUUGGGACUGGUUUUGCUGUCUUGGACUUUCAUGUUCAAUCCUAAUGUUCAUCACAAGGACAAGAUGUUGGGGAAGCUGUUUAAAGCUCUGGUGGCAGUUCUAAUCGGAGCCACAAUCUGGCUGAUCAAGAUCGUCCUCGUAAAAGUCCUAGCAUCCUCAUUCCACGUGGCGACCUACUUCGACAGAAUGAAGGAGAGUGUGUUCCACCACUACAUCCUCAACACCCUCUCCGGCCCACCCAUGGACGAGGCGGCGUACGAGGCGGCGCACAACCACAACAACCACCACCUGGCGGAGUCGAAGACAUUGCCGGCGAAAUUGAGGAAAGGGGCGAGGAGUUUGUCGAAAUCGAUGAAGAGGUUUGGGUCGAGGAGAGUGGACAUUGAGAAGCUGAGGAAGAUGAGCCUGCAGAGCACGAAAUCGGCGUGGAGUGUGAAGAGGCUGGUGAAUUAUGUGAGGUUUUUUGGGUUGUCGACAAUUUCGAAUACUGUGGAUGGGUUUGGGAGUACUGAGUCUGAGAUUGGGAGUGAAUGGGAGGCUAGGAACUGUGCUAAACGGAUCUUCAAAAACGUUGCCAAACAGGGUGCCAAGUACAUUGAAGAGGAGGAUCUAAUGAGAUUCCUAACAAGGGUUGAGAUUCACACCAUCUUCCCUCUCUUUGAAGGAGCCCUAGAGACUGGAAAGAUCACCAAGUCUGCCUUUAGAAAUUGGGUGGUUCGAGCAUACUUGGAGCGAAAAGCUCUAGCACAUUCCUUGAACGACACAAAGACAGCAGUGCAUCAACUUCAUAAGUUAGCAAGUGCUAUUGUUAGUGUUAUCAUAAUUGUGGUGUCUCUCCUGGUGACGGGUUUGGCAACAACUAAAGUUCUACUCUUUGUCGUAACCCAGUUGGUUCUUGUGGGUUUCAUGUUCCAAAACAGCUGCAAGACUGUUUUUGAGUCCAUCAUCUUUGUCUUUGUCAUGCACCCUUUUGAUAUAGGCGAUCGUUGUGUAAUUGAAGGUGUUCAGAUGGUUGUGGAAGAGAUGAAUAUAUUGACCACAGUGUUCCUCCGAUACGACAUGGAGAAGAUUUACUACCCAAAUUCAGUUCUGCUCACAAAGCCGAUUAGCAAUUUUUACAGAAGUCCAGAGAUGAUCGAUUUAAUUGAUUUCACCAUCGAUGUCUCCACAUCCAUUGACUCUAUAAAUGCACUCAAAACGGCCAUCCAAACAUAUUUGGAGAACAAGCCAAAGCACUGGAACCCAAAACACUUGGUGAUGGUGAAAGAGAUUCAAGACAUGAACAAGAUGAAGAUGUGCCUGUGUGUCCAACACACCAUGAACCAUCAAAACUAUUUUGAACGAAAUUGUCGUGUGACAGAGCUCAUCCUUGAGUUGAAGAAGAUCUGUGAGAACCUUGGCAUCAAGUAUCGUCUUCUUCCUCAGGAAAUCCAUCUCACCCAAGUCGAUGCUGCCAACUGGAGGGCGCCGUUACAAUCUUGACAUGGAUCUUGGUUAGGAUCCCAAUGCUUGACGUUAAAAUGUGGCAAAAUUAUUGAAGCACCGUAAUCUCAAGAUACAAUCGUGCAACUAAUGCAGGCCCUUGCUGUUGUUAUAUAUUUCAAUAAUGAGGGUGGAUGUUGAUUUCCAGUAGUUAUAUAUGUAUGAGUAAAGUUAUGCAAACUAAUCAACCUUAUAAGGUUUUUGUUUUUCUAAUUAAUGUGACAUCUAUUAGACUAUUACACUGA